UUUUCUUUGUCUAGUUUUGUUGCUUUUGCAGCUGGAUUAACUCUCAGUCUCAAACAGUGUCCGACUCGUUAACUUACCCCAUGUUCAUUGAGAUCAGUUGAUCAUUCAGGUAAUUAGUUGCUGGUGGUAUUCCUAGAGAGAAUUAUGCAAUUACAAAGAUCAAGUGCUUGUUAAUUAAGGGUGAUGGUUUUGGUUAUGCCUUGCAUAAAUUAAACUUUCAGUAUGCAGAAAGGUGGAGUUGGUGAGAAAAUGCUAAAGUUCCUUUUCAGAGUGGUCCGGUUCUUGAGAAAAUGUAUAUUUUCUGUUCUAUCUGUUGGUCCAGUCCCUGCCCACAUUGCCUUCAUCAUGGAUGGAAAUCGCAGAUAUGCAAGGCAGCAUAACCUGAAAGAGGGGGCUGGCCAUGAUGCCGGGUUUUUGGCUCUCAUGUCGAUCGUUAUUUACGCCUGUGAACUGGGUAUAAAAUAUGUCACAGUCUACGCCUUCAGCAUCGAUAAUUUCAGGCGUAGGCCUGAAGAAGUUGAAUGCAUCAUGAAUUUAAUGCUGGAGAAGAUUGAACUAAUGUGUCGAAAAGACAGCAUAGUGAACCGCCACGGAGUCAGAAUUCAUUUCUCAGGGAACCUGGAACUCUUAAGAGAACCUAUGAGGGAUGCAGCAAAGAAAUUAAUGGCGGUUACUGCCAAUAAUUCUAAUGCUUUGCUUACGCUUUGUGUGGCCUACACUUCCACCAAUGAAAUCAUUCAAGCUAUUCAGAAAUCCUGUGAAGAAAAGUGGGUUGAAAAUCAAGAACCCAGACGUGUAGGCCGUGGUCCAAUUAAUUUGUUGGAAAUUGAGAAGCAAAUGGAUAUGGCUAUCGCACCUGACCCUGACAUUGUAGUCCGGACUUCAGGUGAAAAUCGUCUAAGCAAUUUUCUGCUAUGGCAGAGCGCACGAAGCUAUUUGUUCUCCACCUUGGCGCUUUGGCCUGAUAUUAGUUUCUGGCAUUUGGUUUGGAUAGUCCUGAAUUUCCAGAGAAACCAAUCUCGUGUGGAGAAGAAAAAUAAGCAAGUAUAAAGCUUGUACCACCUUUACAAUUGCUAUAUUUCAUGAUUAUAUUGACACUUAAA
This is a messenger RNA of Theobroma umbraticum, 1103 nucleotides long. RefSeq names its product dehydrodolichyl diphosphate synthase 6-like. The record is from RefSeq and is a predicted model, not a curated record. NCBI's taxonomy places the organism in Eukaryota, Viridiplantae, Streptophyta, Magnoliopsida, Malvales, Malvaceae. Gene Ontology annotation, biological process: polyprenol biosynthetic process. Gene Ontology annotation, cellular component: endoplasmic reticulum. Gene Ontology annotation, molecular function: ditrans,polycis-polyprenyl diphosphate synthase [(2E,6E)-farnesyl diphosphate specific] activity.